AUGACAAACUCAGAAGUGAUUCAAGAAAGUAUAUUUAUUGGUUCCAAUAGACAAAAUUAUGUUGCAGAUUAUAACACUCAAAAUCAAAUAAUAGCAUUUGGAGCUGGAAAUACAGUUGCAUUAUGGUCCCCACUACAUAAAUCACACAAAGGAGUUUAUUUCACAUUAAAGAAGCAUACUCAAGAAGUCACUGGGGUCAAGUUUCUACCAAAUAGUAAUUUUUUAGUUUCAAUAGGUGAAGACCAUGAAGUAAAUGUUUGGAGCUUAAGCAAUAAUAUCUAUAAUCAUUUUCAGUCUCUAAAAGAGCAUAAUUCAUCAGUUACAUGUAUUGCUGAAAUUAACGAUCGAAUCUUUGUAACCGGAGGAGCCGAUCAUCAAAUAAUAUUAUGGACCUAUGAUGGCUCUUCAUUCAAACUGAGCUAUAAGUUUCAAGUCAAACACAAUUUUUAUCCACUAUCAUUAGCUAUACAAAGUAUAGAAGAAAAUAGUUAUGUGCUAGCAGUUGGAGGUACUACAAAUAAUAUAUCCAUAUACACGUUUGACGUCGAUGAGGGAGAGGUCAUCAAUUUUAAAAAAGCUGCAGAACUAACAGGACAUGAAGAUUGGAUUAAAUGCUUACAAUUUGUCACGAAAAAAAAAGGAGAAGAUUAUGUAUUAGCAAGUGGCUCUCAAGACCGAUAUGUAAGAUUAUGGAGGUUGAAACUAAAUGAAUUUAUUGAUGAUUCAGAUGAAGAUCCUACAAAGUUGACCCUCCUAUCAAAUAAACAAUAUAAGUUUGGAUACAGCUCGGAUAAAAGAGCAGCCUUCAGUUUUGAAGCAUUAAUAAUGGGCCAUGAUGAUUGGAUUAGUGGAUUACAAUGGCACCCAAAUUGUAAACACAAAGAGGAAAACAAAGACAAAGACUUACAACUUUUAACAUGUACAGCUGAUACCGCUUUAAUGAUAUGGGAAAUGGAUACAGAAUCAGGUAUAUGGGUUUGCUCUAGUCGAUUAGGGGAAAUGUCUAUUAAAGGUGCUUCAACAGCUACCGGUGCAUCUGGUGGGUUUUGGUCAUGCUUAUGGUUUAUUGAUCAAGACAAUGGGGACAAUUUUGUUUUGGCAGUAGGGAAAACCGGUUCUGUUAGAGCUUAUAAGUCAAAAUCUAUAGAUGAUAAAUACUUUGAGGCAGUUUUGGGUACAACAGGAGCUGUAAAUGCAAUAACGGAUUUGAGAUGGUCAAUAGAUGGUGAUUAUUUUAUGGCAACUUCUUUAGAUCAAACUACAAGAUUAUACGCUCCUUGGAAAAGAGACAACAUAACUACUUGGCAUGAAUUUGCUAGACCGCAAAUUCAUGGAUAUGAUAUGAUUUGUUGUGAUAAUAUUACUAAAACCAAAUUUGUCUCGGGAGGUGAUGAAAAAGUACUAAGAGUUUUUGAAUUAACUAAAUCAAUAAGUGAAACCUUAAAAACAUUAAGUAACAUAAAUAUCAAUGACGAAAAUUCAACCUUACCAGAAUUUGCAUCUUUACCGGUACUAGGAUUAUCAAAUAAAGCUGAUUCACAAAUCCAAGAGGAAACUAAAAAUGAUGAAUCAAUCGAAGUACAAGACAAUCAUAUUGAACACGUAAAUGCUCCACCAACGGAAUCAUAUUUACAAAGAAACAGUCUAGCUACUGAAAAUGAAAAAUUAUAUGGACAUGGUUAUGAAAUUAGUUGCUGUUCAACAUCCCCAAAUGGGUCACUUAUAGCUACUGCAUGUAAGUCUAACAAUGCAAAACAUGCCGUUAUAAGAGUUUUUAAUGUAAAUAAAGAUUAUCAACAAGCAUCACAAGUUUUAUCAGGUCAUAAUUUGACUAUUUCAAGUCUCAAAUUUUCACCUAAUGGUCAAUUUUUGUUAGCUGUUUCAAGGGAUAGACAAUUUAGUUUAUGGGAAUUAAUAGAUGAAACAAAUGCAGAAUUCAAAUUGGUGGAAUUAAAUGCAAAAGCUCAUUCUAGAAUUAUAUGGGAUUGUUCAUGGAUUUCAAAUGAUGCAUUUGUAACUGUUUCUCGUGAUAAACAAAUUAAAUUAUGGAGAAUCAAUGGAGGCAAAGUUGAAUUAGUAUCGAGUUUGAAAUUGAAUGAUGCAAUUACAUCAGUCACUAGUUUCAAAGGAAAAUUAUUUGAUACUAAGAUUGUUGCAGUAGGUCUUGAGAAUGGAGAUAUAUCAGUUUACACAAUUCAAAAUGAUGAAUUUAAGCAUGCCAUUUCAUUCGAUCAAUCAAUAACCCCAGCUGAUAGAAUUGAGAAAAUAAGUUUCAGUAAUAAGAUAGUAGAUAAUAAAUUACAAUUAGGAGUUGGUAGUAGAGACACAUCAGUAAGGAUAUAUAGCAUUGGUCAAAAUUUAUUUAUUUAA
Lodderomyces pseudojiufengensis is the source of this 2370-nucleotide messenger RNA. Its product is annotated as Elongator subunit. Gene Ontology annotation, molecular function: protein binding. Gene Ontology annotation, cellular component: elongator holoenzyme complex. NCBI's taxonomy places the organism in Eukaryota, Fungi, Ascomycota, Pichiomycetes, Serinales, Debaryomycetaceae. Gene Ontology annotation, biological process: tRNA wobble uridine modification. The record is from RefSeq and is a predicted model, not a curated record. The coding region runs from base 1 to 2370 and encodes 789 amino acids. The transcript has a single exon.